Phyllotreta striolata is the source of this 4519-nucleotide messenger RNA. The record is from the annotation of a GenBank genome assembly. Lineage: Eukaryota; Metazoa; Arthropoda; Insecta; Coleoptera; Chrysomelidae.
CUUAAAACUGUCAACUUCGCUUGUCAAUGAAGUGUCAAAAGCAAUAAAAAUAAUGGCGUAAUAUAAUGAAUGAAAAAUAUUGAUAAAUACACCGAAAUAAUUGAUUUACAGUCGUUUUCGUCGUUAUUGUUCGUAAUUUAAAUUGGCGAAGGAACCAACCGAAACAUGUCGUUCAAAAAAAGCGUCGAUAGCACGUUUCAAUCGAAAAUCAGCAGAAACGAUCGUUUCGCUCAAAUGUCCCAACAGGAAAAAUUAAUAGAACAAAAGAAACGGGAAAUAUUGGCGAAGCUCGAGGCGAAAGAUAAAGUGGUUAAAGUAGAGAAUAAACCGAAACCUGAGCCUUGUACCAGCAAACCGCCCCCUAAAAGUAUCGAUUCGGACGCCGCCAAUUCCGAAAUAAAAAACGUAUUCUCCAACGACGGCUCGUUCCUCGAGCAAUUCAAGCAAAUGAAGGAAGUAAAAAAAACCGACACCAAGUACAAAUCGUUUAACAAAUCCAAAGGACGUCACGAAAAACUAUCGAACGAUGAACGAAGCAAAAGCGACAGAUGGAACUCGAGGAGAUCGCCGUCUCCGAGAGACGGGCAACCGAAGAGGCAGUCGCGCUUCGACAACAAGACCCCCAAUUUCGAAUCGAAAAUCACCAUCAACACGUGCUUCAGUUCGAAUCUGAUGCGAGCCCCCCAUCACGAACCGCCCACCUUCGACGUACCCUCUCUCAACGUCAACACGCAAGACGUUACCGGCCAGCCUUUACUGAAGAAUAUAAUACAACAGCAAAUUCUAUCGGAUAGACCCGUCAUAUCCGCUUCUCCAGUGCUACUGAGCAUCCCGCCGCCCCAAUUAGUCCAGUCGAGCACUCUGGUAUUGAAUUCCACAGCACCAGCGUCUAUAUUAACUACAGUUAAUAUCCCACCGCCUUGUUUACCUACGGUCGAAUUAGCUAGCAUUCCUCCACCGAAUCCCAUACAAAUCCAGAACAUACCGCAGCCGGAGCCUUUGAACGCAACGAAUAUACCCCAACCGGCUCCCAUACAAGUCCAAAACAUCCCAACACCCGCCUCGUUACAACUAAACAAAAUACCCACCCCCAAACCGUUGGAUCUCCUAUCGAUACCCACCCCUGUCGACGAAGGGCUCUCCAGCGCGGAUUUCAUCAAGAACAUCCCGCCUCCGAACAAAUCCGUGCCGCCGCCGAUCAUCCAAGACGCGCAAAUCGUGCUGCCCCACGGCGCCGCCAUGUCGGUGCCUCCGACGCAGAACGUGCUGAUCCACAAUCUGCCGCCGCCCAACGGCAUGGACGCGUUCGCCGCGGUGACGCUGGCGCUGCCGCUGGCCGCCGCCCCAGCCAUACCGUCGCUGAUGGCGCAGCCGAUCCUGCCGCCGCCCGGGCUGAUCAACGUGAACGUGAGCUGCCCGCCGCCGAUGCUGCCGUUCGUCACGCAGCCGCCGCCGCAGAUGCUGGGCGCCGUUCCGCCGCCGGGUUUCAAAGAGGAAGCGACAGUUUUCCCCACAGGUACGCCAGAGUACGAGGCGAUGGCGUCUUUGGGACGCAUGGUGGCCGAAUGCGGAGACGCUUUCGAGGACGUCGUUCGUCAACGAAAAGAACAAGAUCCGAGAUUGUGGUUCCUGCUCGACAGGGAUUCGACUGCCUACAAGGAGUACCGGCGGUUCGUAGACAACGUCAAGAUCGAAUUGAGAUGCUCCAAGGAGAUAAAGCAGCCCAAGGCAGAGGAUAUUUACGAACCGGAAAUGGCGCUCGAAGACAACGACGAUAGAGAGAUGAGGAUUGAUAACCAAAGUGAAGAAAGUUCGGAUAGGAAGAGAAAAAGACGAAGCAGAUGGGGCGAUCAGGAUUGCGGUGUAGCUCCACCUGUAAUGGUAUUUGCAGGAGCACCACCGCCUCUUCCUCAACUAUCCAUACCCCCUCACACACAGAACCAAACUCCGGUAUUUCUAUCGAAACUGACCAGAACGGAUCCGGGAUUGAUCCAGUACGCAAUAAACACCUACGGCUCGACGAAUCUAACGGAAGAGGAUUGGAAGAAGACCGAAGACAACUACAAAGUCAGCUUGAUAUACCAAGACAUGUUGAAGAAAAAGGCGGAAACCGAGCGACUGAAGAUGGCCGGGAAAAAUAAAUACGAAUACGAUUCGGACGAGGAAAUCGACGGUGGUACUUGGGAGCACAAAAAACGGGAAAAAGUACAUGAUGUCGACGCAGAAUUGGGCGCAGGAUCUCACCAAGCACGCCGAAGGCAAGCACCACAUCGGCGACUUCCUGCCGCCCGACGAGCUGAAGAAGUUCAUGGAGAAGACGAGCGCGAUGAAGGAGGGCCGGAUGCCCUGCCAUUCGGACUACAAGGAGUUCCAGAUCAAGGAGGACAACGUGGGUUUCAAGAUGCUGCAGAAGCUCGGGUGGUCCGAAGGCGAGGGUCUCGGAACGAGCGGGACUGGGAUCAUCGAACCGAUCAAUAAAGGGGCGCCUAGAGAACAUACGCAAGGAUUGGGUUUGAACGAACCCCAGGAGGACGAAGACGAGUAUCAGUCGUACAGGAAGAGGAUGAUGUUGGCUUAUAGAUUUAGGCCGAAUCCUCUGGUAAGAAUCUAAAGCGAUUUUCGUUAUCUAAAGAAUCUAAAGCGAACGUUAUUUUUAGAAUAACCCAAGGAGACCGUAUUAUUAGUGUUACGUUAGAUUAUUUUUCUUUGUAUUAUAGUGUACAUAGUUGGUUGCCAUAAUGUAAAAAUUGAUUCUAAUAAAAUUAUGUUUAAAUUCGCGUUUUUAUUACUUAUUGAUUAAUAAUAACAUGUUUUUUUUUUCUCUUUAGGACAAUCGCACAAUAUAAUUUUCAUAAAAAAUACCACUUUAACAAAUAACGCUUUCGGAAAUUAUCUAAAUUAAAAAAAUAAUUUAAAUAAAUAAAAAAAAAUGCAUACACGAAUCCGAUUCAAUUGGUGUAAUUUCAUUUUAAACCUAGGAAUUGUUCAUACCCUAAAAACGUUUUCACUAAUCGACUACAGCUCUAGAUGGCUGUCGUCCUCUUUCUCAGGUUUUUCGGUGGUUCCAGCGGGUUCGGGCUGUUCCGCGGCCGCCUCCGGUUUCGUAACGUUCUCGGCCUCUUUUCCCUCAGUCUUUUCUGUUGUGUUAGAGCUGGCUUCCUCUUUGACCGGCUUUUCGAUCUUCUUGGGCUUCCACAACUUGGCCUUGUUAAGCAUGUACUUGACUUCCCUGUCCAAAGCGGCCAUCUUGUCCAUAAUGGAUUUUAUUGUCAUCUUGAUGGGUUCGCUCUUCUUCAUCGCUUCUUGUUCUUUCGCGGAUUUGUCCUUCCACUCCUGCGUGUCUUUUAUAAGCUUCUCCAACGUUUCCACUUCCACGUCGGUAAAUAUGUCCUUCUCGGGAUUGGCGCUCUUCGUGACGUUCUUAGCACCUAGCAGGAAGUUCGAGGAAUGAUUGAGGAGCGAUUCGAGCGCUUUUAUAGCCUCGGGCCGCUCUUUAUGUUCGAACACCCUGCCCAGCAGGUCCUUUGUGAGCAAGUUCAAUUCGUCGAGUUUCUUUUCGUAUGUAUCCGCAUCCGCGUCGGACCCUUCCUCGUACAGCCACUCCGACACCAACGAACAAGCCGCCCGGAUUUUCUCGAUCUCCUCCGGACUUCCCGCUUCUUUAUACUCGUCUUCGUCGAGUUUAGUUUGUAUUUCGACCACGAAGCUUUCCAGAUUAUUCAGCGCCGAAGCCCUGCGGUUCAUCUCCCUCUCCGCUCGGUCCAGCGCCUCCAGUUUCUCCAGAGAUUUGGCGAGCUGUUUCUUGUCCAAAGCGUAGGCGUUGAACAGCAUUUCGUUCGUUUUGAUCGGCUCUUUGAUUGUCACGAUUUUCGGUUUGAGCUCUUUGCUCGGUUUGUCCGUGGCGUUUUUCGACGUUUCGUUUACCGGUUUUUUCGGUUCGGUUUUCUCUUCGCUCGGUUUUUCCUCCUCCGAUGGCUUCUCUUCGGUCGAUUCUUCCUUUUUGUCCUCUGCGGGUUCCUCUUUGGUUUUCUCCUCGACCGGCUUCUCUUCCUCGCCGCCGAACAGCUUACUGAAUGUACUUCCUGCAAAAUUCAAAAUGAAGUUAUUCGAAUAGUAGUUCAAUUAUCCCUAGAAUCUGUAGCUUUCAUCUCGUAUUUAAAAUACUCGCCUAACUUCGACAAAGUGCCUUCUUCCUCGUCGGGCAGGAUAGUCUUCUCGACCACCAAAUCGGCGUUGACGAAAUUCAACAGGCCGGAAUCGUCCAUGGCGAAAUGGGCUUUGAUGCCUUUGGUUUCGGCGUUUUCGCCGGUAUUCUUCUCCAACGCCUCGGCCACUCCGACCAGAUUGUACUCCGAUAUGUUACUCGAUCCCAGGUAUUGGCGUUCUUCGGGCGAGAGAUGCUCGAGAUCGGCGUAGUUGACGGUGAACGCGAAAUCCACGGUGUUCUUGUUGAACGUGAUGAUCUUCUUCUGCGGAUAGGGAUUCAUGAGGCCGAAGAGGGUGCGUUUCACUUGCUUCG